Malurus melanocephalus (red-backed fairy wren) is the source of this 2517-nucleotide messenger RNA. It is a transcript of the gene GCLM, whose product is annotated as glutamate-cysteine ligase modifier subunit. The record is from RefSeq and is a predicted model, not a curated record. Lineage: Eukaryota; Metazoa; Chordata; Aves; Passeriformes; Maluridae. Gene Ontology annotation, biological process: glutathione biosynthetic process. Gene Ontology annotation, cellular component: glutamate-cysteine ligase complex. The transcript has 7 exons. Gene Ontology annotation, molecular function: enzyme regulator activity; glutamate-cysteine ligase catalytic subunit binding. The coding region runs from base 184 to 999 and encodes 271 amino acids.
AGGGAGCGGGAGGCGGGGCGCGCUCCGCUCCGCUCCGCUCYGCUCCGUGCCUCUCCCGCCCCGCCGCCCAUUGUCCCCGCGCCGCCCUUCGCUCCGGUGUCGGUGCUGAGUCACGGCCGGCUCGGCGCUGCCCGGGGCUGCAGGUGUCGCGAAGAGCCAGCCGGCCACCGCCGCAGCAGCGCCAUGGGGACGGAGGGCGCCCGCGUCCUGCUGGAGCGCGCCGGCAGGCUCACGCUGCAGACCGGCAACCUGCUCAACUGGGGCUGCCUGCGCAAGAAGUGCCCGGCCACCCCCGGCGAGGAGGUGCGRGACUGCAUCCAGAAAACACUGAUUGAAUGGAGCUCAAAGAUUGGCCAAGACCAAAAUCAGGAAACACUGGAGGUUCUGGAAUGUACUGUAGCUCAAGCUUUAGAAAAAAUAAACCCUGAAGAAAGGGAUGAGUUGAAAGUAUCAGCAAAACUUUUCAUCGUUGGAUCAAACUCUUCAUCGAUCAGAGAUGCAGUUGACCUGGCAUGUUCUGCCCUCGGAGUUGCUCAGUUAGACUCAGUCAUUAUUGCCCCACCUCCUGUUGAAGAUGGAAUUAACCUGUCCUUGGAAUAUUUGCAACCUUAUUGGAAAGAACUUGAAAAUCUAGUUCAAAACAAAAAGAUUGUUGCCAUAGGUACUUCUGAUCUAGAUAAAACAUUGUUAGAGCAGCUGUAUCUGUGGGCACAGGUGAAACCAAGUAGUAAUCAGGUGAACCUUGCUUCCUGUUGUGUGAUGCCACCUGAUCUCACAGCAUUUGCAAAAGAAUGUGACAUACAGCUGUUAACUCACAAUGACCCAAAAGAAUUACUUUGUGAAGCAAGUUUCCAAGAAGUUCUCCAGGAAAGCAUCCAGAACGUGAAAGCAAACGAGUGGAUUCCUUUAUGGCUUCUGCGGUAUUCAGUCAUUGUUAAAAGCAGAGGAAUUAUCAAGUCCAAAGGCUAUAUUGUACAAGCUAAAAGAAAUGCAUCUUAAAAUACUUCUUUUUUUUGUAAUCACUUUAAAUUUCUUUGAGAUGGGGGAACAUUGCAUUUUUCAUAGAAAGACUUUUACAGCAUUUAUAACAAACUACCAGAAGUUGUAAUUUUUCAAUGUGAUGUCAGCAGGAGUGUCUGUAGUGUUCUAACACUAUUUUUCUUUCUUAACCUAUUGAUGAGAUCAUUUAAAAUAUGAAAUGUUUGGGGGCUUUUUUAUUGAAGUUAUCUAUAGAGUUACAAAUAUUUUUCCUUUUAUGACCAGUUCACUGUAAAAAUUAGCAUUAUAUUUUAGCUGCCAUUAGGUAGUACAGAGAAACUUAUAUUUUUUGUUUUUUAAAAAAACCAAAAUUCUCUUAAAUAAUACUUCCCUGGUAGGUAUACAUUUCAAGCAUUCAAGGACUACCAUUUAUAAAAAAUUGUCAUCUUUUAUGAUAAAAUACCCCCAAAAAAUUAAGCUGGUAUCUCAUUACUUGAUAUGUAUAUAUCGGCAAGUCAGCUGUUUAAUUUGUGGGGAUGGGAAAAUCAGUUUAUUUUUAAUAGAGUGGAAAAGACCCCUAUGAUUGAAAAGAAAAUGCAUCUUCCAAAUUACUUUCYGAUUGUUACUUGAAUUCCUUCUGGCUUCUUUGUGCCUCAAUAUGCUUUGUUUAGUGUUCGCACAAGUGUGAUGGCAUUUAUACUGUUUGAAAUAGAAAAUGUAUUAACAGUGAAUGUUUAAAAUAAGUUUGAAAACAAGUGAUGAAAAAAUCUAUUAAUCAAAAACUGAAUUGUGCCUGUCUCCUUCUCAGCUGUGGCUUGUUUUUUGAUACUUGUGAACUACGCAAUCAAUUGGCCAAGUAGAAUAGACAGUAAAUAGUGAUGCUGUUUACUAAAAUUAAUWACUUCUUUUGCAAUUGCCUGGGAAACCUGUUGCUUGAGUGCCACUCAGGAAUGAUGAAGCAAGGCUUAGCUUGAAGUUAGAUGUCUUUCUCAUUGGCAGAGCUUAGCACACUGGGUUUUUAAUCCCAGAGAGAUUGCUGCAGCUAAGGCAAGGCUUUUGGUUUAAUAUAGUCUUUCUAUCAAAAAGGCCUUUUCCUUUCCUUGGCCAUUAAAUCAGAAUAGAUAGCUAAAGUUCAAAUUGUAGUUUAGCAGGAACUUUGAUACCAAGUGUCUAAAAUAAUAAAUUUCAUUUCCAUUUCAGACAGAGGCAUGGCCUCAUACUGGUGAUAGUCAUUAACUUCAUUGUACAUAUUUUGAUAUUUGGACUGUAAGGGAAUGUAUUUUCACCAACAUCUUUCAAAUUCUUCAUAUAGGCAGCAAGUGGAAUUUGAGUGCCUGUWGGUAGUGUUUAGAGUGUCAGCUUCCUAUAAACCAUUCCACUAAGUUUAAUGAUGAAGGUUUUUCAAGGUACCUUAGUCCUCAAAUAUCUUAUUUAUAGUGGCAAAUAGCAGGAAAUUUUCUUGGCUUCUUCAGUGCUUUUGAUAAAUGAGAGAAAUGAAGAAUUGGAACUAGUAAUGCAUCAAUAAAAGUUUGAAUUCUU